Amphiprion ocellaris (clown anemonefish) is the source of this 2472-nucleotide messenger RNA. RefSeq names its product N-glycanase 1 (gene ngly1). The coding region runs from base 108 to 2033 and encodes 641 amino acids. Gene Ontology annotation, cellular component: cytoplasm; cytosol; nucleus. Gene Ontology annotation, molecular function: peptide-N4-(N-acetyl-beta-glucosaminyl)asparagine amidase activity. Gene Ontology annotation, biological process: glycoprotein catabolic process; protein quality control for misfolded or incompletely synthesized proteins; protein deglycosylation. Lineage: Eukaryota; Metazoa; Chordata; Actinopteri; Pomacentridae. The record is from RefSeq and is a predicted model, not a curated record. The transcript has 12 exons.
AAACACAGUCGAAAGACACCAGACUGAGUUAGCCAGGUUGCACUGUUAGCAUUAGCUACCAUAUUUAAAAGUGACAGGACUUUCCAGUUUGCCGAAGAAACAGCAACAUGGCUGUGUCACCAGCAGUCACAGCACUGUGUGAGAAUCCAAACGAAGUCUUCUUAGACGUCGCAAAGUUGCUCCUUACGUACGCGGACAAUAUUUUAAGGUAUCCCAAUGAGGAGAAGUACAGAUCAAUUCGUAUUGGCAAUCCCACUUUCUCUACCAAAGUGUUGCCCAUCAAAGGUGCUGUGGAAUGUCUCUUUGAAAUGGGAUUUGAGGAGGCUGAGACUCACUUAGUCUUUCCCAAAUCUGCAUCUGUGGAACAGCUGAAGUUCAUCAGGGAAUCUAUUGCAGAGGAGAGGGAUCAGAGGCUGCGUGGAGGAUGUCCUAUCCAACCUGCUACUCAGGCUGCUUCAGCUUCAGCUUCAACUUCAGCUCCAGACAGAGCUGCUGCUACCUCCAGCCAGCCAGUAGUACCACCUCCACAGCAGCCAUCUUCCCUGGAGAGCAGUAUGAGCUUUUUUGUGACUCUACAGUCUAACUUCCAACACGUUAUGCUGUAUGAAAACCCUGAGUUGCAGCUGAAAGCCAGGAGCGCCAUCCCUCACCAAGAGCUAUCUUCUGCUGCUCAAAAAAAGCUCAAGGAGGCUAAAGAAGCUGACCCAGAGUGUAAACUUGGAAUAGAAGAUUUCCUGGUGCUGGAGUUGCUCAGGUGGUUCAAACAGGACUUUUUCUCCUGGGUGGACUGCUUGCCUUGCAGCCGCUGUGGAGGUCCGACCCAACAUGGCAGCUCCCUCAGUCCGAGCACUGAUGAUCUCCGCUGGGGAGCUCAGCGAGUGGAGAACCAUUACUGUCAGAGCUGCCGAAUCUCCACCCGAUUCCCCAGGUACAACAAUCCUGAGAAGUUGCUGGAAACCAGAAGAGGGCGCUGUGGGGAGUGGGCCAACUGUUUUACCCUGUGCUGCAGAGCUCUUGGACUUGAGGCCAGGUACAUCUGGGACAGCACAGACCAUGUGUGGACAGAGAUUUACUCAGCUGCCCAGCGUCGUUGGCUGCACUGUGACUCCUGUGAGAAUGUCUGUGAUAAACCGCUGUUGUAUGAAAUCGGCUGGGGAAAGAAGCUGGCCUACGUUUUGGCUUUCUCUAAGGACCAGGUGGUUGAUGUGACGUGGAGGUAUUCCUGCAAACAUCCAGAGGUUUUGUCAAGAAGGACCAGGGUACAGGAAGCCUGGCUCCUGCACACCAUUAAUGGACUCUGUGCCUCGAGGCAGCAGUCCCUGAGUCCAGACAGGAAGAAGGAGCUGACAGAGAGGCUCCUGGUAGAGCUGGUAGAGUUCAUUUCCCCAAAGAAACCAAAACCAGGAGAACUGGGGGGUCGCAACUCUGGCUCUCUGGCCUGGAGGGUAGCACGGGGAGAGACUGGUGGAGCUGACACUGGGACCUCCACACAGGAUGCAGGUUUCGUGUUUACUCCUACUGAGAACGAAAAGAGUGACAAGAUACUACAUGUACGCUACAAUAUCACCAAAGAUCAGUACUGCCGAGUAUCCAACAACUGUGAAAAGAUCCAGAACUGGGAUCAGUGCGUGUGGAGGAAAGAGUCAGUUUUCAAAAAAGUGGAACAUGACUGGAAUAUGGUGUACAUAGCCCGAACAGAAGAGUCUUCUAUGGGAAGAAUCAGCUGGAAGUUUGACUUUGCUUCAGCAGGAUUGAAGAUAAAGCAGGCCUCUAUCAUAGCCAGUAGCCAGACUUUCCACUCUGGGAAAGUGUGUUGGCGCUUACAUUCAAGCCAGACUACUACAGAAUUCUCUGGAGAUGGGAAGAUGCAGUCGUUCUCUAGUCUGUGCGGUUCUUCAGAGUUCAUCGUUUCUGCAGAACUCAGCGGGGGAGAAGGGGACCAGUCAUGGCAGCAUUCUCAGUUGUUCAGACAGAGCUUGAAGGAGGAAGAGGAGACAUCAUUUGAAAUCAUCAUCCACCUACAAGAUGCUUAACACCUGUUUUUACCUAUAAAAAAAAAUAAGGGACCUCUACUUUUACAGUUUUUUUUUUAAAUUAUUGUUCUGACAAAUUUGAAGCUAACUGUUGGGGUGAUAGUUUGGGCUCUACAAUUGACCUGUGUUGAUAAAUCAGUGCAAUAUUUAAACGUGUAAAUCCUCCAGGGUGAUUAAACAUGCAUGGCCUAAUGAUAGAUGAAUAAAAAAAAUAUGAAAUUUGUAUCUGUAACAAACUUAAUUUGACCUAAGGGCCAAUUAACCUAUGAGACACGGACAGUUAACAAAGUUGUAGUUUGUUGGUAAAAUUUGCCUCUACUGUGAAUGUGUCUGUACUUUGUGAUGCAUGGGGACAUUCUACAUAGCAAACCACGGUUGAUGUUAUCAACUCAGUUUGCUCCAGAUCUCGUUUUAGUAAUAAACUCUUUUUUUUGUUGUU